This is a messenger RNA of Danaus chrysippus (African queen), 270 nucleotides long. NCBI's taxonomy places the organism in Eukaryota, Metazoa, Arthropoda, Insecta, Lepidoptera, Nymphalidae. The record is from the annotation of a GenBank genome assembly.
AUGUUGCUCGGAUCACCAUUCUUGGCCUGGUAUGUUUUUAAUGUUAAAUCCUUGUGCGUCGUUGGACGAGAAGAAGUGCAGCAAGCGAUGACUGCACCCGAGGGCGUGUCCACCCACUCUCUGACGGGGCCCGGCGCGGCUAGUGACGCUACUCCACCAGCACAAACACCGAUCACCACUCCCGCUUCCACUCCUGCCACCACUCCCGCCACAACCACAGCUACCACCCCUGCCACAUCGACCACAGAAAUACCCAAGGAUAAGGAAUAG